AACAGCGGCCCUCGAACAGUUCCCUGUGAUGGGACGGAGCUGCAAAAGCUGUCCGACUUUCUGUGAGCGAGAGAGAGAGAGAGAAACCCCAUCGAGAGAGAGAGAGAAACCCCAUCUUCAACUCCUCAAUCGAUGAACCUUCCGCUGAUGGAUUGCCUGGUCACUGUCUCUACUGUUUGAUUCCUUCCUAGCUCGUCCGUCGGUGCAGGGUUUCUCUCCUAAAUCUGAAACUUGGUUCAUCGACUAUGAGGACUUCGUCCUUCUUCAGCAAAGCUUCGGGCUUUCUCCGCUCCCACGCUUCUUCCUCCAAGCUCUUGGUCCUCCUCAGUCUCAGUGCUGGGAGUUUUGUGGCAUACUCAGAUUCUCAAGCAGAGACCAGCACUCCUAACCUUGACCUUGCCCAGAAGGAUCCCAAGAAAAAGAGAAUUGUGGUGCUGGGAACAGGCUGGGCCGGCACUAGCUUCCUCAAGGACCUCGACAUCUCAUCCUGUGAUGUUCAGGUCGUCUCGCCCCGGAACUAUUUCGCAUUCACUCCUUUGUUACCUAGUGUCACUUGUGGAACAGUUGAAGCUCGGAGUAUCGUAGAGCCGGUUCGGAAUAUCGUUAAGAAGAGAAAUGGAGAAAUCCGUUUCUGGGAAGCGGAAUGCCUUAAGAUCGAUGCUGCAAACAACAGAGUCAUGUGCCGGUCAAAUAUUGAGAACUUGGUGGGAAAUAGAGAGUUCUCUUUGGAGUAUGACUACUUGGUCGUAGCGGUGGGAGCCCAAGUGAAUACCUUUAACACUCCUGGCGUCAAGGAGAAUUGUUACUUCCUGAAGGAAGUAGAGGAUGCACAAAAGAUACGUGCUGGUGUCAUAGACUGUUUUGAGAAGGCAGUCCUUCCUGGCCUGAGUGAAGAAGAGCGGAGAACAAAUCUUCACUUCGUGAUUGUUGGUGGUGGUCCAACUGGUGUGGAAUUUGCUGCCGAGCUACAUGACUUCUUCCAAGAAGAUCUUGUCAAAUUAUACCCUAUGGUUAAAGAUUUAGUGAAAAUUACAAUGGUCCAGUCAGGAGAUCACAUUUUAAACAUGUUUGAUGAGAGAAUCAGUUCAUUCGCGGAGCGGAAGUUUCAGAGAGAUGGUAUCGAAGUUCUAACUGGUUGCCGGGUUCUUGAUGUUUCCGAGAAGGCAAUCACCAUGAAGAAUAAAGCCAAAGGAGAGACUAGCUCUGUUCCUCACGGUUUGGUCGUCUGGUCAACAGGUGUGGGGCCCCGUCCUCUUGUCAGAGACUUCAUGGAGCAAAUUGGGCAGCGUAAACAGCGAAUACUUGCAACUGAUGAAUGGCUGCGGGUAAAGGGAUGUGAAAACGUGUAUGCGCUUGGGGAUUGUGCUACUAUAGAUCAACGCAAAAUUAUGGAAGAUAUCUCAGCCAUUUUCAAGGCCGCGGAUAAAGACAAUUCUGGCACCUUAACAGUGAAAGAAUUCCAAGAUGUGAUUGAAGACAUUGUUAUACGCUAUCCUCAAGUGGAUCUUUACUUGAAAAGCAAGCAUUUGAUGGACGUGACUGAUCUGCUAAGAGAUCCUGAGGGCCGUGAAAGGGAUGAGGUGGAUAUUGAAGGAUUCAAGUUAGCACUCUCUCACGUCGAUUCACAAAUGAAGAGUCUACCAGCUACAGCCCAGGUGGCUGCUCAACAAGGUGCAUACCUCUCUCAUUGUUUUAAUCGCAUGGAGCAGUGCGCAGAAAACCCUGAAGGUCCUCGGCGGUUUAGAAGCACUGGGCGCCACGCCUUCCGUCCAUUUCAGUACAAGCAUUUCGGGCAGUUUGCACCUUUAGGAGGAGAACAAGCAGCUGCCGAGCUGCCUGGGGACUGGGUUUCGAUGGGUCAUAGUACUCAAUGGCUCUGGUAUUCUGUAUAUGCUAGCAAACAAGUAAGCUGGCGCACGAGGGUGUUGGUUGUAUCUGACUGGACUCGGAGAUUCAUCUUUGGGAGAGAUUCAAGCCGUAUAUGAGGGGCUACACCGGUUAUAUGCAGCUGAAUUUUUCAAAAUGGAGUCUCUCUUCUUUGAGAUAGCUUCAUCCUCCGGCCAUUGCGAUUUCUUUCCAUUGGUCUAGUCUCGAUUGAGUUGCAGGAUCUUUACUGUAGAAGUGGUAAAUGAGCCCUGCUUUCCGUACAUAUCGAGUUUGGAUCUUGCGUGAUGAUGAUGAAAAUUUAUCCCCUUGUAAGCACUUGGUAGUGCACUGCAGUGGAAUGGAAGACUCAGUGAGCACUUUUGUGCCAUUUCUAUAAGCAAUAUUGCUGUUAUCUUAAUAAUUAUUUUUGUCAUAACACGAAAAUAAUUGUUAGGGAUUAUAUUAAGCGUGUAUGGAACUAUAGAUGAUUAUCGAAUCCGAGCAGUCGCGUUACAAA
Punica granatum (pomegranate) is the source of this 2383-nucleotide messenger RNA. The record is from RefSeq and is a predicted model, not a curated record. Lineage: Eukaryota; Viridiplantae; Streptophyta; Magnoliopsida; Myrtales; Lythraceae.